Cucurbitaria berberidis CBS 394.84 is the source of this 870-nucleotide messenger RNA. Its product is annotated as NADH-ubiquinone oxidoreductase. The record is from RefSeq and is a predicted model, not a curated record. Gene Ontology annotation, biological process: mitochondrial electron transport, NADH to ubiquinone. The coding region runs from base 28 to 660 and encodes 210 amino acids. The transcript has 3 exons. Lineage: Eukaryota; Fungi; Ascomycota; Dothideomycetes; Pleosporales; Cucurbitariaceae.
GCCCGUCUGCACACACAGCCCGCCAAAAUGCUCCCAUUUACCUUCCGCGCCAUCCGCUCCCGCAGCGCUGCCCCCCUGCUCCGCGCAACCUACGCCUCGUCCCCAACAAGCUCAAACCAGGUUCCCGCCAACGACCCAGUCAAGCGCGAUGCGAAGCCAAAUGUCUCCGAGACCAAUGCCCUGCCCACCUCCUCAGGAGGCUCGUUCGAUAAAGUCUUGCAAGAAGAUGUUGCGCCAGCGGAGAAAAUGAGGACGCAACAGGCGCCCAACUACAAGGGCAUCUGGAGUCGGAGCCAGCAGCCGAGGGAGGUUGCGAUGAGUGGCCCGCGAUUCGAGCAGAGCAUCAUGGAAGAUCAGCCUCGACCCUACGCUGCUAUCGAGCUCAUCCAUAAGCAACCCGUUCGCUGGGUACACGACAGAAUGGUAUCGUGCGACGGUGGAGGUGGUCCCCUCGGACACCCCAGGAUCUUUAUCAACGUGGAUAAGCCACAGAUUUGCGCGUGCACAUACUGCGGUCUACCAUUCGCUAAUGAGCACCACCGAGCGCACCUCGAGUCCCUUCCCGAGUCGGAACUGUCAUACCCACUUGGCCCACGAGGUGAUGUAGCUGAGGUUUCAGAAUCACAAAGGGUUACGGAUGAGCCAUUUGGACAGCGGUAGAGAGCUUGUAUCCUGAAUGCGGGAUAGUGAUUGUAUAUAUGUAUUGCAAAGGAUGAAUCAAUUUCAAAUGCUUGAUAUGAAUCCCAUGGAUUCCAAUCUCUGACCGCAGUAAAGAAUAUCUAGUUGCUAAGAGACUGUCCGUUUUGAACUACAUGGAGGAAGAUAAUCGUAGGCUUGCAACUGUUCGAAUCGAUUGGCUUGACUAUCGGG